Messenger RNA from Chlorocebus sabaeus (green monkey), 4504 nucleotides. It is a transcript of the gene TMEM212, whose product is annotated as transmembrane protein 212. NCBI's taxonomy places the organism in Eukaryota, Metazoa, Chordata, Mammalia, Primates, Cercopithecidae. The record is from RefSeq and is a predicted model, not a curated record.
CCCAGUUUCACCAAUGAGACAUUCUCUUAUAUAAAUACAAUGCUAAUCAUCCUCCCAAGGUACUUAACAUUAAUACACUAGUAUUAUCUAAAAUAAACUCCGUACUUAAACUUCCUCAGUUGUCCCUGUAGCUUUUUAAAUGUCUUUUACGACUUGAAUAAUUUUGAAGAGUCCAAGCCAGUGUUUUGCAAAAUGUCCCUAUAAUCUGGAUUUAUCUAAUUAUUCUUUAUAAUUAGAUUCAGGUUAAAAUAUUUUUGCCAAAAAUACUACACAGAUGAUGGCGUGUGCUUGCAUUGUGUUGUAUCAGGAGGCAAUGAUGUCUGCUUGUCUUGUUUUGGGUGAUGUAAAGUUUGAUCACUUGGUUAAGGUGGCUACCAUAUUUCUACUUUGUAGAGAUAUCCUUUUGCACUAUAAUUUUUUUCUCCAUUUAUCCAAAGGUUUUUAACAUCUGUUGAUGAUCUUUGUUUUGUUACACUGGUAUUAGCAGAGUGUUAAUUUUUCUAAUUUUUUCAUUCCUUUUGUAUGCAUCAGAUAGAAUAUUGAAUAUCUGGGUCUUUCUGACACCUAAGCUCAUACUCUUUCUAGUACACAAGCUAUGUUUCUAAUAUAUAAACAAAUUAAGCUAGUCAUCUGAAGCUGCUAGGAAAAGAAAACAUUUCAAUUUCAUCUCUCUUUUGGAGCUCCAUUGUCUUUUAUCUUGGCAAAAAUGAACUCCUUCCAUAGCUUUGAAACCUACUUUAAAAAUCCCAAGACUACAGCACCCACAGAGCUGUUAUUUUUAGGGCUCGCAUGUGAAGGAAUGCAUUUUAAAGAGGUAGAGAAUGUUCAUAUCAAGUUCCCUCUCUCCAUGUCACUGACAUUCUUCCACUUCUUUGGGGGCCCAAUUUUGCUUGACUGAUUUAUUGAUUGAUGAUUUCUUGUGUUUGGUGUGGAGGGGGGAGCAUUAGGAUAAAAAUGUCCAUUUGGGCUUUCUGUUUGUUUUCAGUGGCAAAACUGGCUUGAAGAGUUUAGUGAAGCUACCGCAUUUUUCCCUGAGCCAAGAUCCUGGGAUCCCCUGGGUUGAGGAGAAGGUGGGGACUGCAAAGCAGCCUACAGAGACGUUGAUGCCACCACCUCCAAGGAGAACUUGCAGGCCCAGCUUGUAGUCAUCCCACAUGGGAUGACUAGAGGGAGCAGGGACCCUAUAAGCCUUGCUGGCUGCGAGGACAUGGGAACACAGACAUGGCUGAUCAGAGAGGACACCCAAGACAGAAGCAGUGAUUUUUUCUUUUCUUUCCUAGUAGCUGCUCUCCCUGAAAAUGUCCUUGUUUUAAUGAAAUUAGUGUGACUAGAUUCCUGCGGGAAAACACACAGAGAGAAACCCUAUUCUACCUCUCUUCUUUCUCUUUGUUAUAUUAAGUGGCAACAACUCCUCUAAUCGCUAAUAAAUUCAGGUUUAUAAGUCACAAUAGCAGUGUCAGGGUUAGGCUGUGAGUGUUACAAGCACUUAAAAGGCCCUUCAAACUGAAACAAAAAUAUUCUCUUUGUUUGCCAUCUUUGUACUGUUUAACAUGAGUAUUUCAACAGUCUUUGUUUUCCAAACAUGCAAACAGGAGAGAGUGAUCUGACCCGCAGCAUAUUGACAUGCCAUCUAUCUAUAACCUUGAGAUAAAAAGUAAAGGAAAAAGUCAAAACAGCUCAAACCAAAUACUAAUACAAACAAGUCUUUCUUCACUCUCGACCCCUUCCCCCCAUAUCAAUGGAACAAACUAGCAUCAACACUCAUUGAUGGUGGUGGAUUCACAUGGAUCUAUACUUGUGCAGCUUUAGGGGGACGGGGGAGCCCAAACACAAAGGGGAAAGUUUAAUGUAUUAAUCAACUAAUUCAACGAAUACUUAUUACCGUAUGUAUCUGCUGUGUUGCAGACAGGGUUGUAGAUGUUGCAGAUAUCUCACAUAUUUAAAGGAUGUAGAAGACUUGCAAGGUCUCUGCCCUUGUGAAAUUUAUCUAGUGGUGUUAGAAAAAAAAAUCAGAGAAUAUAACCGACAGUGUUCAGAGGAGAUAGGAAAUAGCAGCUGUACCAGAAAGCAUGAGCUGGUUUCCUGGAUUCUGUAUAUCCAGGAAUGCAACUGCUUCAAAAUCUGGGUCAAACUGUGGAAUGGCUAUUAAAGAUAGAAAGGCAGAAAGAAAAAAAGCAGAGAAUCAGAGAGAAGCUUCUCUUUCCACCACACAUGGGACGGUCCUUUGGGAGUUUUUACCAAAUUGUUCAGAAAGAGUUCAACAUAAUGCUUAUAGGAUGAUGAAUUUUAAAAGAACCAACAGUGACUGCACCUUUGUCCCCUGAUUCAAGGACCCCAAAGGUGGAAUAUCCCAAUGUAACAAGAGUAACUUUCUGAACACCUUUGUUAUGCUAAACUCCGGGCUAGGCAUUUCUGAUUUUGGCUCAUUUAAUCCUCUCAACCAAAUCCCUGGUGAGAUAAACGCUAAUUUUUAUUCCCAUUUCACACAUGAAGAGACAGACCUAGAAAAGUUAAGUAACUUGCCCUUGCUCAAGGACACAAACCUGGUAGAGAGUGGAACCAGAAUCAGGUCAUGGCUCCAUCUGACUCAAAAUUGAUGUCCUAAACCACCAUAUUUACAUUCAUAAAAUUAUCUUGCAUCAUUUUAUUACAGUAAAAAGAAAAAAUGCAUUAAUGUUAAAUAGGAAAAUUAUUCAGAUAGCUUCAGAAACUGACCUGUGUUUUUAAGAUAUUGUCUUGAAACAGACAUCUACAUAUAUCCAAUCAGUCAAAAUUAAAUAACACCAUUUUCUCAAAUGCAUGAAAAAGUAAGAGAUGACUUGUAACUGCCUAAAUAUACCUAAGUUCAAUAUCUCAAAUCAGAAUUAUGAUUCAAGAAAGAAUGGGGAUCAGCAUUUUAUUCAACUGAUAAAUUACUCCUCAAAGUUUAUUUUAUUUUAUAAAUGCAUACGUUUCCAUCAGCAUACUUUAUUUGAAAAUUAGAUUAAUAAUAAAAUAAAGUGCAACUGGUUUAGUGAAAACAAUGCAAAGCUCCAUAAUAAAGUUCAUGCCCAUUUGGGAAUGAAUCCAUAUCAAAAAUCUUUAUCAAAAAGAAUUGUAGUGGAAUUAAACUUUGAAAGGAGGUGAAGGUCUUGCUUUUGCUUGAAAUCAUUUAAAUUAAAUAUGAUGAAAAGUGAUCAGGGUGCUUAUUUUUACUUUGUUUUGUGGGAAAUUGUGCUGGGAAUGUGGAUCUAUUGUACACAAAGGAUGUUGGCUUUAUGCUGGAACCACUAGGCAGGUUGAGAUGAGAAACAAUUAGCUCAGUCAGCAAGCCUUUGAAUCUGAUUAAGCCAGGAAGUGGUCACUCCCCAGGACAGGGCAGAAUGAAGGGAAUCAAGGCAGCAAUCCAAAGCAAGGAAUAAUUUUUUUUUCUCUCUUUCUCUUAAAUAAAUUGUUAUUAGAAUUUAUUGUGUCAAAUUUAUGCCAAGGAUUAUUUGAGUACAUUUCAUCUUUGGUAAAACAAAUAGAAUCUUGUUUCCAAGUAGAUCAACAGUUCAUAUGUGUCGUGGCUACUGUCUCUAAGAAACUUCUAUUUACUGAGGCCUGUCAUACUCCAUGUUUUGGUAACAAAACAUCUUUGAGACCAAGGCCCCCAGCCACCGAGGAAAAUGAAGGGCUUCUAUCAGGCUGCUGGCCGGAUUCUCGUCACUCUGGGGAGCCUCAGCGUCUGCUCUGGAGUUAUUGCUUUCUUCCCUGUCUUUUCUUACAAGCCUUGGUUCACGGGAUGGAGUGUUCGGAUUGCUUGUCCCAUCUGGAAUGGAGCUUUGGCCAUCACAACUGGUGUGCUUCUACUGUUGGCUUACAGAGAGUGGACCCAGAGGUACCUGUGGGAAGCUACUUUCACCUGGAUUCUGAGCAUUAUGGAAUGUCCACUCCAUUUUGCAGUAGCCUUGGAAUCUGCUCUCCUGGGCCCAUAUUGCUUCUAUUCAUUUUCAGGGAUUGCAGGGACUAAUUGCUUUGGAUAUGCAGUUACCUUUCCUUAUCCAUAUGCAAAAUUCCCAUUAGCCUGUGUGGACAUACCACACUACGAAGAGUACCACCUGACACUUCAAGCCCUCGACCUGUGCCUAAGCUUUACCCUGCUCUGUACAUCCUUGACAGUGUUCAUCAAACUUUCUGCAAGACUUAUCCAGAAUGGACACAUAAACUUAAGUUUCAACAAAGGGGGAGCAGGUUCUUGUUCCAUCCUGUAUGCUAAAAUGGAAAGUUUGAUAUGUGAAUAGUUGAUAUUUCUCUGUUAUUUACCACUGUAUCCUAUAUGCUCUUGAUAUGCAGGUCUGGCACAUAAUAGGUACUGAACAAUUGUUUUUGAAUUAAUAAAUGGAAAUAUGUUGACAUUAUAACUGAAGUUAUGGCUGUAGGUAGCACCAGCCAAUUUUUAUGCCAAUCCAAAAUUUUGAAAAUUGUUCAUAGGAACAAGACAAGGGUGCCCACUCUCACUACUUCUAUUCAACUAGUACGGGAA